CUGUGUGUGCAGACGGUGAAACGCGCAUGGUAGUGAGAGGACUCGGCAGUAGGGGGACCUCCUAUCCACCGCAACCCGGGCUUUAAUUCCGUUCACACUGCGAGACCCCAACAGAGUCCACCGCUGAGAUCCACGCACCCUCCACUGUUACGGAUUAAAUGCUUUUACCAGGCUGUUUUCCCGAGAAACUGUGUUUAUCCGCGCCUUGAAACUCUCGAGUGCGACAGACGUCCUGCAUGGAGGACAUGAGGAAAGAAUUAAACACAACGAGGAAAAGGAUGAGUAAAAAGAGAGAAUAAAUCAGUAGGCACAGUGUGUGUGGAUGAGGCUGUGAGAGGGUGCGUGCAUCAGGAUGACGAUGAAAGGCUUGCCCUCCAGCCGUAGCCACCACCACACACUCACACACUGCGACCCGUCCUACGAGUCUUUGACCCUCCGCCACGACAGACGGCCUUAUGUCCUUAACCCAUCCCACACAACUGACCAGGGCUUCUAUGGGUGCCAGUCUGAUCUGGCCAGCAGCACAUUUCCACGCCGGCAUCACGGCUCACAUCAUGAGUUUAAGGAUGAAUGUGCCAUUGUGCCCUAUGUGGGACCGGGGGGCAUAGCCGGGGGAACUGGGGGUGGGUGCGGCCCUUGUGGCUCGGCUGCCAUACCCCCGUCCCUGCUGGAGAAGUUCGACCAGCAGCAACCAGUGAGGAAGGAUGGGUAUCACACUUUGCAAUACAAACGGACGGCGGCGCUGGAGCACCAGCGCAGUGACAGUCCUGGGCGUAUACGCCACCUCGUACACUCUGUCCAAAAGCUGUUCACCAAAUCCCAUUCCCUAGAAGGUCCUGGUCAGCGCAGCCUCAACGGAAAUGACCCCGCCAUCCCAGCUGAUGCAAUGGCAACGGCUGCAUCCCACCCGAAUGUUUCCUCCACGACUAUAGGCACCCUACACAAGCCGUCAAGCAACAAGCGGGGAAAGAGCAAGGAGCGCAGUCGCUCCGAGCCCAAACCUCGUGCACGGACGCCCGGGUCGGGUUACUGGAGCUCAGACGACACUCUGGACAGAGAUAUCUGCCUCUACCACCAGCAUCAACCCUCUGGAGUCAUGACCAUGGGCCGCCAUCCGGACAAAUCCCAGUCCCACUAUUUCUUGGGACAGAGCUACAACACCCUAGGAGGGGGACGCUCGUCCCUGAAGACCUCACGCAGCAACAACGACGUUGGAAGUUGCUCCACAUGCUCCAAUCCCACAGGAGGUGCUCUGACUUUCGGAGGCCCAAUGGCAGUUGACCAGGCUGGGCCGCUCGUCAAGAAGAGCUCCUGGUCCAGCACUCUAACGGUGAGCAGGGCCCGAGAGGUGUACCAGAAGGCCACGGUCAAUAUCGAUAAAGCCCUGGUCAAAGCACAGACCUGCCAGCAGGGACGAACCUGCCAGUUUUUACAGGUUCCUCAGGAUGAGUGGGGUGCCUUCUCUGUGGGUCAGGAUGACGAGAUCCCGUGCAGGAGGAUGAGGAGCGGCAGCUACAUUAAGGCUAUGGCAGAGGAGGACAGUGGAGACUCGGACUGCAGCCCCAAACCUUCACCCAAAGUCCAGGCCCGGAGAGCCAGUUAUCUGAAAGCCACCCAGCCUUCCCUCACCGAGAUGACCACACUCAAGAUCAGUACGGAGUCCCAUUCCCCCAAGCUGCAGAUCCGGAGUCACAGUUACCUGCGAGCGGUGAGUGAGGUUUCAAUCAACCGCAGUUUGGACAGUCUGGACCCGGCCGGUCUGCUGGCCUCACCCAAAUUUCGCUCCCGAAACGAGAGCUACAUGAGGGCCAUGAGCACCAUCAGCCAGGUGAGCGAGGUGGAAGUGAAUGGGCAGAUCGAGGCCGUGUGUGAGAGUGUGUUCGGUGAGAUGGAGUCUCAGGCCGUGGAUGCUCUGGAUCUGCCCGGGUCCGGAUGCUUCCGCAUGAGGAGUCACAGUUACGUGCGGGCCAUCGAAAAGGGCUGCUCGCAGGAGGAAGAGGAGGAGAGAGCGGCACGACAGGCCAUCACACCACCUCGAACUACAACUACUGUUAGAACCAUCCAGAGCAGUACAGUAUCAUCAUGUAUAACCACUUACAAGAAAACUCCACCCCCGGUCCCACCCAGGUCAACACCCACCAGACCAUACAUCUCUAUAACAGCCCAGAGCAGCACAGAAUCGGCGCAGGAUGCCUACAAUGAGCUCACCGGUGCUGGCCCUGCAAACCGGGCCUUAGCAGCGGUCCAGUCGGGCCUCAGCAACUCCACAGAGAGUAUCGAUAGCAUGAAGGCCCUGACGGCAGCCAUUGAGGCAGCGAACGCUCAAGUCCACGGUCCAGCCAGCCAACAUGUGACCAACAGCACCAUUACCAUCACCACAGCAGCCACUAGCGUAACACACAUCUCACAGGACGCUAAGAAAGACGCCCUCAGGAAGUGCCUGUCCAUAGGGAUACAGGUGGACGGUCCUGAGGAAACCAGCCAAUCACAAGUGCACUGCAAGUUUCAGUCUGUCGGCAUUCAAGUAGAGGAGGAGAGUUGCUACCGCAGAGUCACACGCUCUAACAGCGUCACCACUGCCGUUCAAGCUGAUCUUGACCUUCUGGAGGGUCUCGGUGAUGACCAGUUCACACAGACCCACCAGGGACCCAUUGUCCGCCAGCCGUCCAAGGAUGCAGCCACUUCCACUGUCAGCAUCCAGGGCUCUGGGAACCACUACCAUGCCUGUGCCCAGGAUGACUUCACCGACGUGGGCUUCGACCCCUCCAUUCUGCCCCCGCCGGUCCCCUGGAUGGAUGGAGUUAUGGAGGAGGAAUACGCAAGUGGAGUGUCAGGCUCUGUGUGUCCGCAGGACGGACGCUGGUUUCUGAAGCUGCUGCAUGCAGAGGUGGAGAGGAUGGAGGGCUGGUGCCAACAGAUGGAGCAGGAUGAGCGAGAGAACGAGCUACCGGAAGACAUCCUCGGCAAGAUUCGUAGCGCGGUGGGGAGCGCUCAAUUGCUGAUGUCGCAGAAAUUUCAGCAGUUCCGGGAGCUCUGUGAAGAAAACUUGAAUCCCAACGCCCACCCGCGGCCCGUGUCUCAAGAUCUGGCAGGAUUCUGGGAUAUGCUACAGCUGUCAAUUGAGAACAUCAGUCUGAAGUUUGACGAGCUACACCAGCUGAAAGCUAACAACUGGAGAGCGCUGGAGCCUCCUGAGAGAAAAGAGAAGCGCGUGCCCCCUCCAGUACCCAGGAAACCUGGGAAGGGUCCCGUGCUGCUAGUGAGAGACCGGUCUCUGGAGGGAUCCCAGCGGAUGGAGGCUCGUAAGCGGCUGUUAGCGGCUAAACGUGCCGCCGCCUCUCAGCGCCAGAGCUCUGCCACAGAAUGCGCCGACAGCAUCGAAAUAUACAUCCCAGAGGCCCAAACACGAUUAUAAACACUGUCACACUGAAAACCGGGUGCUUAGAAGCCUAAAUAGACACACACACACUCAUCUUCAACCAUAACACAAUAGCACUGAAUGACAAAGGCAGGGUAGCUGUAACAUAAUCACUCCUCUUUUCUUGUGUAAAAGAGAGUUUCUUCACUGUGGGCUUCUACUGUAUUUUACAACUUAAUUUUACUCUCUUCCUCUGUCCUGCCAUUUGUAGCUCCAUUGUUUUAAAUUCCAAAGACUUUAAUAUUACUAUUAGACACUCUAUAUUUAAUUCUUAAAAUAACCUAUAUACAUUCAUGACUAAAACACCACAUAUUAUUAUGUCUGUUAAUAUUACUACCCAAAUAUUGCACACUACUGUAUUAUUUCAUCUGUAGUUUUUGCGGUUACUGUGUAAGAGCCAUAUGUCUUGUGUUCUCAAAGAGGACAUAACUUCUAAAAGGGCAACAUACCGAUCACUUCUAAACAUUAUACCGGCCAAUGUAGCUUUGAUUGCUGUGUAUGUAUGUAUACAUGUGGGUAACAGGCUUUCUGUACAUGUACCACACUCUCUCACGUGUCACCCUGUACCUUGGAGACAGGGCGAGGUUGAUCUGUUCUCAGUAUCAGGGGAAAGCAUGGAAAAACCACCUCUUCUCUUCUUUCUUCUCAUAUUUUUCAACCUCCCACACGGUCAUCCUCUCCCACCCUCUCAAACCAUCCUAUCUCCUUUUUUGUCCACUCUCUAUCUCUCCUCAGCAGUGCCACUCUCCUGUUUUUGACUGACAUAGAUGUCCAUCGUAUCUGACAAAUGUGACACUUUUAUCUGUCACCACUCAACGCGUUCACGCCAUUGACAGAAGCACUGUCAGAACAAACCACUCUUCAUGACUCUGAUUCAUUAGCCAUUCAUAAAUUAGCAAUGUGUCACGUUAUGAAACAUUACAUACGGGCAGUCAGGGAUUUCAUUCAGCAUUAAGCCCCGUUCACACUGACAGCAAUGAAGUGACCCGAAGUCUCUCACAAUUGCAGUGACGUUUUUUUUUUCAGAAUUUCUUGCAAUUGUGUUUUUAUAUCUCAGAGUCUAACAAUAUAUCACCCAAUAUAUCACAAGAUAAUUUAUUUUGUCUAAUUGUGACUACUUAAGGGAUUAGUUCACUUUAAAAUGAAAAUUACCCCAAGCUUUACUCACCCUCAAGCCAUGUAUAUGUGUAUAUGACUUUCUUCUUUCUGAUGAACACAGUCUGAGU
This is a messenger RNA of Ctenopharyngodon idella (grass carp), 4644 nucleotides long. It is a transcript of the gene dlgap1b, whose product is annotated as discs, large (Drosophila) homolog-associated protein 1b. Gene Ontology annotation, molecular function: molecular adaptor activity. Gene Ontology annotation, biological process: signaling. Lineage: Eukaryota; Metazoa; Chordata; Actinopteri; Cypriniformes; Xenocyprididae. Gene Ontology annotation, cellular component: glutamatergic synapse; postsynaptic specialization. The record is from RefSeq and is a predicted model, not a curated record.